Megalopta genalis is the source of this 4626-nucleotide messenger RNA. It is a transcript of the gene Daxx, whose product is annotated as Daxx-like protein. Gene Ontology annotation, biological process: regulation of DNA-templated transcription. NCBI's taxonomy places the organism in Eukaryota, Metazoa, Arthropoda, Insecta, Hymenoptera, Halictidae. Gene Ontology annotation, cellular component: nucleus; PML body. The record is from RefSeq and is a predicted model, not a curated record. Gene Ontology annotation, molecular function: nuclear androgen receptor binding; transcription corepressor activity; transcription coactivator activity.
UGUGUGUAUUCUCUGUUUUCUGUUUCUCGAAAAAUUAAAAUUCCCGCAAAUGUAACCAGUAUAAGAGCCCAUUGUUGUGUAUAUUUGGCUAACUUUACAGCUUAGUCGAGUGCAUAAGUGAUGAAUCUGUAACCUACAAAUGAAAUACAUAGUGGAUUAAUGUGUAACAAAGAAAAUAAGAAUUAUUUUUAAACAAUCACAAAGGAUAAUAAAUAUGGAGAAUCGUGAGAUCAUCUGUAUUUCAUCGGAUGAUGAAGAUACAGAACAGAGUGGAUCGAAUGGAAGACAACCUGUUAUUAAACAGCUUAAAAAUAAUUUCAUUAGACCUAUAAAAACAGAAAUUACUCCGAACGAAAGCGGUGAAAUAGCUGUCUGUGGACAAAAAAGAAGAUUGUCGCAAAUAGACGACGACAGUGGCAAAGGUCCUACGAAAAUCUUACGAGAAGAAGAUGUAAAAGAACCUAACAUAGAAGAGGGUGCUACGUCUAGCGGAGAGACAAACGUGUGUCAGAGCAAAGCAGAUAUCAUAGUAAAACCAAAAUUAGUAAUUAAAGAGACAAGACCGUUUUCGCAUAUGCAACAAGAUAUAUUUCCUAUGUUCAUCAGUUUAUGCUUACAAAAAGAUCGCUCGGAUGAUAUGAAAGUUAUUACUAACAAAUUAAAGAGAAGAUACGAGCAGUUAGACCAGGUAUACGCUAACUCGGAAGCUUUUAUUAAUUUUAUAAAUGAAAAAAGGAAUCACAUUAUGAAAAAUAAAAAUCAGUUAUAUACACACAUAGUCGAUGUAAAUAAUGAAAUGAAGAGGAUGUGCAGCGGAAAAUCAUCUUUAUUAUCGAAUAAUAAAAAUUGUAUUCCUACGACGCAGAAGCUGCAUGACGAUAAUUUUGAGUUACCUAGUUCGGACAAUUUGCAUACGAAUAACAUCGAUAACGCGGGAGUAAAUGAAAAUAAUGUCGCCAACGACGAAGAGGAAUCUGAGAAAAGUACUACACAGAAAAAGGUCAAAUUGAUACUGAAAACUAUGAAGAAAUGUGAGUUGUACAUAAAAAAGUUAGAAGAAACAGAAGUAAACUUCGACGAUGAAGACAACAGCAAUUAUAUGCAAUUAGAAAAAUACAAGCAUCGAAUGGUAGACCUUUAUAAUAAGUACUGUCAAUACACUGGUGAGAAUAUCGAUGCAGGACGACAAUACUUACGGCCGAAACACUUGAGUACAACUGGAAUUCAGACUGUAGACCAUGCAAUUACAAACUUUAUUAACUCUAAAGUAUCUAAACUGCGUAAUCUUAAAAAAAUUGGUACAUUCGUGAAUGCAGUGAUAUUCCCAGAUUACAAAGAUAUUUUAGACUGCGUAAAGAGGUGUAACGAAUCAAACAAUUUAGGACUGGACGUUAAACAACAGCAGCGUAUUGCUAAAAAGGCGUUCAUUGAGUUGGGAGAAUAUUUACAACGUUCUCGUCGAAACGAUUACUGGGAUACAUUUUCCUUGUUUCUUGAAAACCAGGAAGACGAUCCAGCUACGAAGGACCUUGAGUUGCAUCAAAAACUGUUACAGAACAAAAAGGAGGGUGAACAGCGUUUGACAAAUGUAUUUAACGAAUUUGUAAAGAAACAGGAAGAUAUUAGAGACGGUGUUAUAGAUGCUAAAACGUCGUCGAGCGAAGAAGACGAAGAGGAGAGCGCAGAGAACGAUGAAGAAGAUAAUAACAAUGACGAAGAUGAGGAUAUUAGUUUAGAUGUAGGAAGUUUGAGUAUAGAUAAAAGUAAAAGUAGUUCGGAGAGCGAAAUGGAGGAGGAUGACAAGGAGGAGGAGGAGGAGGAGGAGGAGGAGGAGGAGGAGGAGAAGGAGAAGGAGAAGGAGAAGGAGAAGGAGACGGAGAUGGAGAUGGAGACGGAGAUGGAGAUGGAGGUAAAGGAACAAGAAGAAAAGCAAGAAGAAAACAAGGAAGAGAAAGAAGAAACGGAAUCGGAUGGAAACAAAGUAUUAACGAUAAAAAACGAUGCGAAUGACAAAGUCGACGUUGAAAAUCCUACAGCAACAGAGAUAAACGAAGAUCGUGAAACGAACGCCAAUAAAUUGAAAGACACUGACGAUGAUAGCGAUGCGAAAGCAAGAAAUCCAAGCGAUGUUGCAAACAUUCCUAAGUGUACGCACGAGUCUGAAUCAGGAGGAACGGAAGGAAACGAUGGAACGAAAAUAUCCAACGACUCGGUUGACGUAGUAUCGUCUGUGACGUUAGAUGUCCCAAUUGAUAGAACAAAAGAGGAUGAAGCUAAUAAUAAGACCGAAGAAUCGACGGAUAGUAAACCGUCAGAACAGGAAAAACCAUUGUUGCGAGUACGUUCGUUUGCAAGACAUCCCACCACGUGGAAAGACGGAACUGAGAAAGCGAAGGAAUCGAGUACGGAGAGAAAGUUGGAAAAUAAGAGGCCGGCUUUAGCGGUGAACAACAAUGUCGUGGAUCUUACGUUGGACACAUCGGAUGAAAAGGUCACGGUAGUCAACAGUGCGAAUGCUGCAAGUAAAUCCAAAAUAGCGCUAGCUAAAAAAGAUAAAAUAAAGAAGAUAUUGAUACCGGCAGGUUCAAGUAUAAUCAAAGUGCAAAAUGUCCCGAAACGUUAUGGGAUAUUGAACUCUCAAGGAUUUGUUCCAAAUGGCGUAACGGCAUCGCAGAACGGGCAAAUAGUGGUGUCUCAGCAAAAUGUACUGGCUUUGGCUAAAAAACCCACGAUAAUAUCGUUCGUAAGGAAACCCGUCGACCAAGCGGAAAAUACUGUUUUAAAACUUCAAGUAAGACAGAACAGUGAGAAAAAUGUACAAAUUCAACCUAAAACCGCUUCAUCGGUUGUCACGCGCAACCAAAUGAUUUAGCAAUCAUCAUCGAAGAACAUAUCCGCGUCUGAGGAACUCAAGUAUUUAAGACAAAAACUCAGAGCGAUUUGUUUGGAUCAUUGUUAUGCGCGUAACGCUCUAUUAUGUACUAACGGCGGACGACCAACCGACUACAACUAGAUAAACUUGCUAAUUUUGUACGGUAAUAAUUUUGUAACUUAUGAACGGUCGGCAACACUGUACAAGUACAAGGAUAUGUUACACUUAAUAAAUUUUUUACGAAUACCGAUAUAUAUAUAUGAUUUUCGUACAGAGUAGGUAAUACAUCUCAAUUCGUAUAUCGAUGAACGAUUUGUUAUGCGCAAGACAUAUUAGCCAGUAUGAUUUUCGUUAGAGAGAAUUCUGGCUCGGUGAGUUUCUCCACGAUGUCGAAGUGAUCGAUUUCCUCGCGAAGCAAUAGAUAACGAACGUCGUCCACCAUCGUGACGAGUUUCUAGAACAAAACGAGAAAAGAAGAACACGCGUGAAACGUUUCCCUAUGAAAUCGAUAGAUAUGCACGAAUAACGAAUGUCGGUAAUGAAUUACCUGGGCACAUUUGCGCGAUUCAUUUAUAAACUCUGGCGAUUCGCAUUCUCCGCCGGUCACGAUAACUUUCAAUCCCGUAAUGAUUCUGUUCUCCGAAGUGUCGAGAUUGACGAAGCUGUACGCCGCAAUUUCCUCACUAAAAUAAAACAUUGUAACAGCGAUCGCCGAAUACAACAUGGUUUGUCUCAAAAGUACCAGUUGGAGAAUUAAUUUUAUGCAUUUUUAGUAUAUUUUAUGUAUUUAUAUAUAUCGUUUGAAAAGUUCUUUUUAAAGCAUUCGUAUGCGAAUGGAUAUCUGCGGUUUAGUUACGAUCACACGAUAUUUGCAGGCCGAAUCAGAAUUUUGAGUAAGCAUCAUGAUAUCGAAGCGGCGUGUUUCGCGACGUUUCAAGCAAAACCGGAUCAAUGUAGUCCGUUGAUCGCACAGAGAAUUACGAUCUCUUGAAAUAUUGUAUGCGGCGAUUAUGCCAUUAUACGUGCGUGCCUAACUACAGUAUCGCGGGGAUUACAAAUUUCUUGAACAAAGAAAGAGAUUCUCGUGUUCGUAGGAUAUGCAAUUUAUGACACAAGUUUGAUACUGUUCUAGGAUCGGGCAUAGAACAUUAAGAGAGAUGUAAUAUAAAUAUAUUCACGAGAAUUGGCAGGAAAUUAUGUUUAUGCUGCGCGCGAGGCGACACGAUCGAAGUCAGGGCCAAAACGUAAUGCGAUAUUAAUGCGAUAUCGUUGAUUAAACGUUAAUAUCGUUAUACGAUAAUGCGAGCAAGGAGGCAAAAUAAGAUAUGGAAAACUAUAUUUCAACGUUUCGUCGAUCUAUUUAUUAGAUACACCUCGAUCGGUUACCUUGAUCAACAUUUUUAUGCGUGCGCAUGUAAUAAAUAGAUAAAGCAAACGUAGAAAUACAGUUUUGCACGCCUUAAUUUCUACUUUCGUUUGCCUCUUUAUUUACAUUACCGUAUAAUAAUAAUAAUAAUAAUAAUAAUAAUAAUAAUAGUAAUAUAAAUAACGAUCGAUCGACUGGCCCGAUCGGGUCGCUCCCGUGCAGCUGUUCGUAUUUCCUGCCGAUUCUCGUUGAACAACCGUUAACGAAGAAAGGCGAGAUCGUUGGAAAUAGCGUGUGUAAGCGUGUGCAAGCGUGCGGGUGUUUUUAAUUUCAAAACGGUGUAUUCAAAGAAGUAUUAUACAUACAAUAAUAAUUAACCCAAGACGUA